Notothenia coriiceps (black rockcod) is the source of this 333-nucleotide messenger RNA. RefSeq names its product glutamate receptor-interacting protein 1-like. NCBI's taxonomy places the organism in Eukaryota, Metazoa, Chordata, Actinopteri, Perciformes, Nototheniidae. The transcript is spliced from 2 exons. The record is from RefSeq and is a predicted model, not a curated record. Gene Ontology annotation, biological process: neurotransmitter receptor transport, endosome to postsynaptic membrane. Gene Ontology annotation, molecular function: protein binding. The annotation marks the transcript as partial.
UGUCUCUGGCCUCCAGCACCGUGGGUCUGGCCGGUCAGGUCGUUCACACGGAAACCACGGAGGUCAUGUUGCUAGGCGACGGCAUUAUGGGAUUCGGCCUCCAGCUGCAGGGUGGUGUGUUCGCCACGGAAACGCUCUCCUCGCCGCCGCUCAUCGCCUACAUCGACCCCGACAGCCCCGCGGAGAGGUGUGGGAUCCUGCAGAUCGGAGACAGGAUCUUGUCGAUAAACGGCGUCCCGACGGAGGACUCGACUCUGGAGGAAACCAAUCAGCUGCUCCGAGACUCGUCCAUCACCGCUCAGCUGACUCUGGAGAUCGAGUUCGACGUGGCCG